GCCAUCUGAAAACUAGGAUUGUAAAUAACCGCUUCUUUGCUCGGCUUUAAUAUGAUUUUCGAUCGCUAUGCAGUAUCAGGCAACAGCGGCGACGAGUACGAAUUGCCCGCCGUGCGACAUCUUAAUUUUACGCCAUUCUCCACGCACACCAACCAUCUCAAUCACCAUCCCCCACAUCAUCAUAAUCAUCACCAAACGCACCUGCCAACCACACCACUCACAGCACCUCCCACGUCACAACCAUCAUUGAAUUACGAACGCAGCGAAUACAAGCGGGACAGCGGUGAACAUAAUAACGUUAACGCCAUCAUACAGAACGGGCACAACGGCACGCCCUACGAUUUGGAACAAUCGCCGCUUUAUGCAACGCCGAUUGGGACGACAUUUGGCAAUCAUCACCAGCAGCAUCACAAUAACAACAAUAACAAACAGAAUACACAGCCACCGCAACAACACCUGCCCACGCAAUCGAUAGCAACAACAGCAACAGUGGCUACAACAACACCCGCCUCAGCGUCUGCUUCAGCGCAUCAAAUGGAGCGUUUCUUCAGCAGUAAAGUGCACGCGGAAGAUUUCUUCAUGCAGCUGGCACGUUUACAAGGACUAGACAAUCCCUUGUGUGGCCUGGACAUACGAGAGCAGGGCGUGUAUGCGAAAGUGCCAUUGUGCCGCGGAACGCGUUAUGGCCCGUUUGCGGUGAAGCUAUGCAGUGAACCGACGGCGCCGAGUCUGGCUUGGGAGGUUAUUGCACGUCCACAUUUCCGCGGCUGGUUGGAACCCUCACAUGAUGUGUCGAUGUGGCUGCGCAAAAUACGCGCUGUCGAUGGAGACGGAGAGGCUAAUCUAAAGAAUUUCCUAGUGGCAGGAUAUCUUUGGUACGAAACAAAUCGUGAUAUAAAUGCCGGCGAAGAAAUCACAAUCGAUGGCCGGCCGCGCACACCCAUACACCUUAACGACGGCUCCAUCAAUGGAGCGGAUGCGGGAGGUGCAUUAUGUCCGACGGGUGGAUCGCUGCACGGUGAUGAUAAAAGCGAACGUGAUAAUGGAUCCCUCUACAGUGGCGGCAACACUACUGGCGACGACGAAUACAACAAGGAGCGUUCGUUUAGCGAACAAGUGGAUGGCAUUGAUUUGACCGACGACGAAAACGGUUUCGAUAUACGUUGUGAAGUUUGUGAUAAAACCUUUCAAGAUUUGGAAAUUUUGGACCAUCAUUUGGUAGCUAAACAUUCAUUUCGAAAAGACGAUUUUGCCUGUGACUUGUGUAGCAAACCCUUUUGCCAUCGUCCUUUAUUACUGAAGCAUCGCGCCUUGGUACAUAACGACAUACGAAAGUAUCCCUGUGAGAAUUGCACAAAGGUAUUUUGUGAUCCAUCGAAUUUACAACGGCAUAUUCGUGCCAACCACAUCGGUGCCAGAAGUCACGCGUGUCCGGAGUGCGGAAAAACAUUUGCGACAUCGUCCGGCCUCAAGCAGCACACGCACAUCCAUUCGUCGGUAAAGCCGUUCCAGUGUGAGGUGUGCUUCAAGGCGUAUACGCAAUUCUCGAAUUUAUGCCGUCACAAGCGCAUGCACGCCGAUUGUCGCAUGCAAAUCAAAUGCAAUAAGUGCGGCCAGAGCUUCAGUACGGUAACAUCGCUAUCGAAGCAUAAGCGUUUCUGUGACUCCACCAGCGUGUCAACGCUACCACCACCGCCUGUGUCUGCCGCAUCUGUUGCAUCAGGUGUCAACUUGCCGCCGCAUUUACCGUCGCAACAACAGCAAGCCAUGCAGUCACGUGUCGCUGCACUGCAAUCGAUGAACGCCGCUGUGGCUGCUGCUGCGGGGAAUGUUAAUGGUGCAGGAGCUGGACUACCAGGCGCUGGGAUGCCCGCAUCAGCCCAUCCAUUCCUGCUCUUUCCUACGCAGCCAUUCUUUCCGAAUUUCCCAGCCGCUGCCGCCGCCUAUGGAUUGCAAAGUAUAUUUCCGGGAAGUCCAGCGCAGGCCUCGAACUUUCCGUUCCUCUUUCCGAAAACAAAUCUGGAUAUGCGUAUGCCGGGCAUGCAGACGACAAGCAACCAUAAUGCACCUAGCAGUUUACCGUCGCCGAAAGCAAUGCGACAGCAACUUAAUUUUGCCUUCGGCGAAAAUAUGCGCGCUGGCGGUGGCUCGCCAUCCAGUGAGCACAGUCAGAAGCAGUCGAAUAAUAAUACUGAAAGAGAUCACGUGAAUGAUGCAGAAGAGGAUCUGAAAACUGCCUUGCCACUUGGGUUGGCGCUCGCCUGCAAUUCGCCCAAUUUCAACAACCGUAGGAGUUUUUCGCCACGAAAUCACUGCGAUGAGGAGAAUAGCUCGUCGGUGGAAUUGAAGGUUUCGCCCAAUGAAGACAUGGAGGAGCCAGAGGAGAUGCCAACAUUUGAGAGCAAUACUUGUAAACAAACCGAAGACGAUAAGAAAUCGAUUGACAUUAUAAGCACACCACCGCCGGCUGAAGCGUCCGACGAAGAAAACAGUAAGCCCACAAAUAGCGUCGCAGAAUUGCCACUCGAUUUGAGUAUAACGCGCAAACGUGCGCGCACCGCUAGUUGCAGCACUAGCGCAGAUGCACAGUCGAUACAUAGCGAUCUCCCCAAUCAGGCUGAGCAGAGCGAGCAUAAAUUCGUAUCCGAGCUUCGGCAGGAUUCCAACUCAUCACGCAAUCAUAGCAAUGGUGCUACACCAGCCAAGCAACAACGUCCAUCACUCAACUCAUCACGCCUCUCCUAUCAGAGUAGUCGUACACCAUCGGUUACGGCCUCACCUGGACCGACACCUUCACCCUCGCCACCUCGUAACGAGCCAGCCAAUUUACAUGCCACGGACGCUAAUUCCUCUGCCACAAGUGGCAUCUCUUGUCCACAACCGAUGCAUCCACAUCCCCUACUCAUGGAUGAAUUCUAUCGUACACGUGCCCUGAGUGCCGCAUUCCCACGGCCGUUUCCUUUUUUAGGCCCAAUGGGCGGACGGCCAGCCUAUGAGGGUGCACUGCAUCGUGCUGGCAUGCCGUUUCCGCCCGAACCGGCCUUCCGUGAAGUGCUACGUGCUGCUGGCCUCACUGGCAGUAUGUUAGCCACAGCCUCAGGUAAAAUCAAAGAACGCUACACUUGCAAAUUCUGUGGCAAAGUGUUUCCGCGUUCAGCCAAUUUGACGCGUCACUUGCGCACGCACACCGGCGAGCAGCCAUACACCUGCAAAUAUUGCGAUCGCGCUUUUAGCAUUUCAUCGAAUCUGCAACGCCAUGUGCGUAAUAUACACAACAAGGAGCGGCCAUUCCGCUGUCAUUUGUGCGACCGUUGCUUCGGACAACAAACGAAUCUCGAUAGACAUUUGAAGAAGCACGAGGCAGACACCAGCGGCAUAGGUAUUGGUGUUGGCGAUUCACCAUCGUCAAUUGAGGCGGACCGCGAUGACUCUUACUUCGAUGAAAUACGUACGUUUAUGGGACAAGUAACCUACAAUGAAGAGUUGUAUACGCCCACGAGUAUUGGUGGCGCGGAAAAUGAUACCGAAUAUGGCGGCAGUGAUGUGGAUGCAGAGCUAUCAGUAUCGCGCUCAUCGUCGGUAGAUGCAAUGGCGGGUGGUAGUAGCGAAGAGCGAGUGACUGUGAAAAAGGAGCCAACGACGGCUAUGGCGAAAAGCAACAAAACUAUCGAGGUGGGCUCAUAAGAAGGCCAGUUGUGGAAUAAGAGAUAGAAUGAAAAGGAAGAUAAAGGAUGAAAGGGAAUAAGAAAAUUGCUACAGCGAAUGCGAAAUGUCUGGGCAAAAAUGAGUGUAGAAAUAGCUGGAAUCAAUAUUUAGAAAGUUGUAACUAAAUUUGUGCGACAGUUUCUGUGUUCGGAGACUUGGCUCUUAUCUUGCAAGAACUUCGGCAGUCGAUGGGCCAGCGCUUCGGAACAGUAGUCAAAGGAUUCAAUAGUGAUAAAGCUGUGAGCAUCUGCUUGUGGCUUUCCAUCGAGCAUUUGUGGAUAGAUUAGAGUAGACAAAAGUUGUAUAAAUGAUAAUUGUUGGGCCUGUAAAAUAAGAAAAUGAUCAUUUAGCAUACAUGUAAUGACCACUUACAGAUGUUUUGUUUUUUCUUAGUUGUUAAAUUUAUAAUAAACUACUAUGGUAAAUAAAUUCUUGAUUUAGGUAGAACUAAUCAGGAAUUGAAAAACGUAAAAAAAUGCUACCAAAAACGUUAAUUACUUAUUUAAAAUAUAAAAGAAAUCGCCAGAUUGCACUCUGUAACACUUGAAAGCGUCAUUAGAGUAUUUGUUUAGUUUUAAGUGCCGCAUUAAGCAAGUAACUGAUAUAAACUUAGUCGUUAAGUAAUAAAAGUAAUUUGUAAAUACAAUAGAAAUAAUUAUGUUGAAAUGUUUUUGGUAUAACACGCACACAUAAUA
Molecule: messenger RNA, 4400 nt
Organism: Anastrepha obliqua
Lineage: Eukaryota; Metazoa; Arthropoda; Insecta; Diptera; Tephritidae
Product: transcription factor hamlet
Exons: 8
Coding region: 52-3684 (1210 amino acids)
Biological process (GO): regulation of transcription by RNA polymerase II
Cellular component (GO): transcription regulator complex; PcG protein complex
Molecular function (GO): RNA polymerase II cis-regulatory region sequence-specific DNA binding; DNA-binding transcription factor activity, RNA polymerase II-specific
Source: RefSeq, a predicted model, not a curated record